CCCGUGCCUCCGGACUUUCUCUCCCCUCAACCCUUAAAUACUCUGCCGUUCGCUUCCAUUCCCUUUCUUCCUCUACCCCAUUGACUUCGUAUCUAUCUUACGCUUCAAUCUCGCUUUCUCAACCUCUUUCGGAUCACUCUCGUCGAGGCGUGAUCGCCAAUAACCGCCAAAAUUUUCGGCACACUUCUUAACUCGCGUCACCACCCGUUCAACGGCCGGCGCUCAUCCUCUCGUGGAGGGGCAUCGGACUACGAAUUAUAUACCUUGUAAAUAAUUCAUCACCAAACAUCCCACUCCCGCCAUACUAGUCAAUUGUUCUGCUCUGUGAACGCAAUGGCUCCCCACGCAAAUUCGGAUGUUGCUACCAAUGGCGCCGUGAACGGGUCGGCUUCCCCCUCCCCUCUGUUUACCGUCAAUUCGCCCAACGUUGAGUACACGGACACCGAGAUCAAGAGCAAGUAUGCUUAUCACACCACCGACAUCACCCGUACUGCCGACAACAAACUGGUUGCCACGCCCAAGGCAACCAACUACCACUUCAAGGUCGACCGCAAGGUAGGCAAGGUGGGUAUGAUGAUGGUCGGUUGGGGUGGAAACAACGGUUCCACUGUUACCGCUGGUAUCAUUGCCAAUCGCCGCGGCCUGCAGUGGGAGACCCGCGAGGGCAUGCGUGCUGCCAACUACUACGGCUCCGUUGUCAUGGGCUCGACAGUCAAGCUAGGAACCAAUCCCAAGACCGGCGAGGAAAUCAACAUCCCCUUCCAUGACAUGGUGCCCAUGGUCCACCCCAAUGAUCUUGCCAUUGGCGGAUGGGACAUCAGCAGCAUGAACAUCGCCGACGCCAUGGACCGGGCCCAGGUUCUCGAGCCCUCCCUCAAGCAGUUGGUCCGCAAGGAAAUGGCCGAGUUGAAGCCACUGCCCAGCAUCUACUACCCGGACUUCAUUGCUGCUAACCAGGAGGACCGCGCGGACAACGUCCUCGAGGGAUCCAAGGCUUCCUGGGCUCACGUUGAGAAGAUUCAACAGGACAUUCGGGAAUUCAAGGCGCAGCAUGGCCUGGACAAGGUGAUCGUCAUGUGGACUGCAAACACCGAGCGGUAUGCCGACAUCGUGCCUGGUGUCAAUGACACAGCCGACAACCUCCUCAACUCCAUCAAGACCGGCCAUGAGGAAGUUGCCCCAUCCACCGUCUUUGCGGUUGCUUGUAUCCUGGAGAACACUCCUUUCAUCAACGGAUCUCCCCAGAACACCUUCGUUCCCGGUGCCAUUGACCUGGCCCAGAAGCACAAGGCCUUCAUCGGCGGCGAUGACUUCAAGUCGGGCCAGACCAAGAUGAAGUCUGCUCUCGUGGACUUCCUGAUCAACGCCGGUAUCAAGCUUACCUCCAUUGCCAGCUACAACCACCUGGGUAACAACGAUGGCAAGAACCUGAGCUCCCAGAAGCAGUUCCGCUCCAAGGAGAUCUCCAAGUCCAACGUCGUGGACGACAUGGUUGCCGCCAAUCACAUCCUCUACGAGAAGGAUGAGCACCCGGACCAUACUGUCGUGAUCAAGUACAUGCCGGCCGUUGGUGAUAACAAGCGUGCUCUGGAUGAGUACUACGCUGAGAUCUUUAUGGGGGGCCACCAGACGAUCAGCUUGUUCAACAUCUGUGAGGAUUCCUUGCUGGCUUCCCCGCUGAUCAUCGACUUGGUCGUGCUCGCCGAGGUGAUGACCCGCGUCAGCUGGAAAGAGGAUGAAGCUGCCGAGUACAAGGGCUUCCACAGCGUGCUCAGCGUUCUCAGCUACAUGCUUAAGGCUCCCCUGACUCCCCCCGGCACUCCUGUUGUCAACUCGCUGAACAAGCAGCGCAAUGCCCUCACCAACAUCUUCCGUGCCUGCGUUGGCCUCCAGCCAGAAUCGGAUAUGACCUUGGAGCACAAGCUGUUCUAGGCGUCUGUGGAUCGCUUUACUACUCAUAACGACGAACUAUUCUCCAACUAUAGUCACUCCUUAGAAAUGCAUACUGAUUACAUCUACCGUA
Messenger RNA from Aspergillus alliaceus, 2023 nucleotides. RefSeq names its product inositol-3-phosphate synthase INO1. Gene Ontology annotation, molecular function: inositol-3-phosphate synthase activity. The transcript is spliced from 4 exons. Gene Ontology annotation, cellular component: cytoplasm. Gene Ontology annotation, biological process: inositol biosynthetic process; phospholipid biosynthetic process. NCBI's taxonomy places the organism in Eukaryota, Fungi, Ascomycota, Eurotiomycetes, Eurotiales, Aspergillaceae. The record is from RefSeq and is a predicted model, not a curated record. Bases 334 to 1932 code for a protein of 532 amino acids.